GAACUGUCUUUUUGUUUGUUAAAGUGUACUAGUUGCGUAAGGCACUAUAGAAAUAAUAUUAAACCUACAAUGCCAUGAGAAGGACAUGUUCUACUAGAUCUAUACUUGAGAUGUGAGACUUGCAGUUGAAUUCAGGUGCAUGCUACUCAGUCCAACCUUUCAUCAGUUCAUGCUCCAGAGAUCUGUCCAUUAUUGCCAAAAUCUCCUGCACAGCUUUUCAACAAGAAUUAAUAAAUACAAAGGAAUAAGUGCCUUAUAAUUGGAUCUGAAAGGACAAACAGAUGGGUUAUGAAAGCACUAAUACUUGUUCAAUAAACACACGUCUAUUACUAGCAAACCUGAAAAAAAUUCUGCAAAACUUGUAUUAGCCUGUUCCUACAAAUCCCAUAAUCCACAGCCACCACCUCUUGGCGCUCUUCACUUCAGCAGGAAGUUUAUUAGCUCACGGUGCCAAUUCUGUUGAAACAGUCCUGUGUCUACACAAACACUGGUGGGGGUUGGAAGAAUUCUACUUUUUAGACAUGGUGUUCCGUCCUCUCUGAUUCCGACCAGCUUUGGGUACAGUCUUUCUGACAACCACUAUGGAGAAGAUUGAAGAACAGUUUGCUAAUUUGUGCAUAGCAAAACGUUGUGCACUAACUGAAGAUUCCACUUACUUACUGGAUAUAGAUGUUUCAAAAUCUGUUCUAGCAGAAAGCAACCACUUAGUUGCUGUUUCAUGUUCCAAUAAAUCAAUUAAAGUAUAUAAUAGAGAAACAUUACACUUGCUAAGGGAGUAUAGUGGCCAUCCUGGAUUACUUAAUGGAGUCAGAUUUGCUCAUACAAGUGAGAAUAUGUUGUUUUCAGCAUGCAGUGAUGGCACAAUAAAAUGUUGGGAUACUCGCUUAGCUACUCAGAAAACUAUACAAUUAUUCAGUGGUUAUCCUUCAAAUGUUUUCAUCAGCUUUGAUAUUAAUUGCAGUGAUCUUAUAGUUUGUGCUGGGACAGAAAAAGUUGAAGAGGACACAUUCAUGGUGUUUUGGGAUGCAAGAAGUAAUACAAACUAUGCAUGCACUGCUAAAGAGCCCUUAGGAACCUAUUCAGAGACUCACAAUGAUGAUAUCACUAAAAUAUGUUUCCAUCCUAACAAACCCAAUUUGGUAGUGUCUGGAUCAACUGAUGGAUUGGUUAAUGUGUUUGAUAUUAACAAGGAAAAUGAAGAUGAUGCUUUGAUUGCAACUUGUAAUUCAAAUUCAUCAGUAAGUUUUAUUGGUUGGUCUGGGAAAGAUUAUAAACAGGUAUAUUGCAUGACUCAUACGGAAGGAUUUUGUUGGUGGGAUCUUACUCAAAUAGAUAGUGAGGAACCAAUGACAUUGUUGCAGAUUCCGGAUGUCAGAGAAGUAGUCUUCACUGAAAAUAGCAACUUAAACUAUCUGAUAGGUGGCUUGUACCAUGAAAAGGCAGACAAAUUGUUUGUUGUUGGUGGAACAGCUAUGGGAAACAUUCACCUAAUAAACUGUGGCAUUGAUGGACUGAGCCUUGUGGGCACCCUUCAUGGAGGGCAUUCUGCUACAGUUCGCUCAUUCUACUGGAACAUGACAGAUGAUUCUUUGUUGACUGGUGGAGAGGAUGCACAGCUGUUGCUAUGGAAACCUGGAGCUGUGGAAAGGUCCCUGGUAAAGAAGGCAUCUAUGAAAAUUGCUUCCUCCGUUCAGCAGCGAGUGAGAGUUCACAGAAACUCUCUCAAAAGCAAGAAAAAGUAAAAUUAUGAAAACAGGACUCUUAAAUUUGUAGAGUUUUUUACUGUCCCGAGCAAUAUAUUUGGGGUGAUGAUUUAUUUGCACUAUGUGGCAAAUAUAAUUUAGUAUGUAAAUUUUACCUAGAAAUGACCCUCACUUUAUCAUGUGAAUAACUUUUUAAAAAAAAGCAACUGAUACUUAUUAAAAGGGUAAACAUUUACUUUGUAUUCAUUGAACAAAGUAUGUCUUAAAAUAUUGUAUAUUUUUAUAUCAAAUUGAUAUCAAAUAAAAAAUAUUGGCACAGAGAUCUUGGAUUAGAAUAAAAGCCUGCAACUUGUAUACUUUAUAUUAUUGCCCACAGUGAAAUGUUUUGGACAUAUUUAAAAAGAUUUCAGAUUUGUAGCCAUCUUUUUCUUACAGAUAAUUUAAUGAAUGAAAUUGCUAAAUAUAUUGAAGACUUAGUUCUACUUACUAAUUCUUAGAGGAAGUACUUAUUGAUGAAAUAGAGAAAAGGUGUUGUUUUGCAUGAUUAUCUCACUAUUUAAUGACAAGUAUAUAAACAGUAGUUCACAGAACACACUUUAUAGCAGGUAUGUGUGUUUGUUCUAGAAAACAGUAAUACUAUAUCCGAAGUACCUGUAGCCUUUUUUAUGCUUAUGAAAAGUGUUUAUAAUUGACAAUAUUUGGGUGUUUUGAUUAGAAAAAAAUAUCUCCAAUCUAAUGAAAAUUGCAAGCUACCCCACGCUAUCCUGGCAAUAUAUCUUAAUACUGACCUGGAAGACCUAUAAAGACUGAGGAGGUAGGUCCGUCUCAGUGGGUCAUAGGAAUUGAUGCACAUGAUCUCCCCAGUGCUCCAUCUAGUCCACUACCUAUUUUUGACAUGCCAUCCCACAUCCUCAUAGGAAGAUACAGAAAAACGUUCAGAAUAUAGUUAUGGAAUAACCUACCUAUAGAGAGUUUGUUUUUAACCCCCUUUAGCUUCUGCCCUGCAAUAUAUGCACAGUAAGUAACUAGGCUCUUUAGAGCACAAAUACUACUCUCUGUGGACACCUCUCUAGGAGCAAUGAGAUUUCAGAAAUCUCACCAAACAGCUGUUGGGUGGUGUAAAAAUUACCUUAUACCUCCUAAGUUGUUGUUUGUCUCAUUCUGCUCCACUGGCACUUUUUAACCUCUGUGCCUCUGACUCUGAAAGUUGCCUUUAUCGUAUUCUGCCCUCCCUAAGGUUGUAGUAACAUUCAUAUCAAAUGUAUCAGUCAGUAAUUACUCUAGAUUUAACAGAUAAGGACUAUGCUUCAGUGAAGCUUAAACAAAUGUAAGAAUUGGUAUUUUACAGGAUAGAGAGAGCAUGGAAAUCAAAAUGAUUGUAAGUUUAAUACACACAUAUGUACUUUGACAAUAUUUACAGACUGCAUCUAAACUUGAAAAUACCCUGUAGUUUGAAGUAAA
Molecule: messenger RNA, 3164 nt
Organism: Mauremys reevesii (Reeves's turtle)
Lineage: Eukaryota; Metazoa; Chordata; Testudines; Geoemydidae
Gene: WDR89
Product: WD repeat domain 89
Exons: 5
Coding region: 582-1742 (386 amino acids)
Molecular function (GO): protein binding
Source: RefSeq, a predicted model, not a curated record